AUGAAGUUUUUAUUUCUGUUUUUUUUAUUUUUGAUUCUAAGUGAUUUUUGUGGAGCAAGGACAGCUGAAAAUCUUAAAGUUCGUAUCGAUGAUGGAAAAAUUAUUGGAAGAUACAUGACAUCAAUUUCCGGAAGAGGAAUUCGUGCCUUUCUAGGACUUCCAUAUGCUGCUCCACCAAUCGGAGAGUUGAGAUUCAAAGCAGCUAAGAAACCAACACCAUGGUUCCAAGAUUCAUUAUUAGCCCAUAAUGAACCACCCAUGUGUACCCAAAUAAAUAUUUAUGAUCGAACUAAAAAACGCGUUAUAGGACAGGAAGAUUGCUUAUACUUAAAUGUUUAUACACCAAAUAUAAAUAUAACAGAAAAAAAUUUCAAGAAGCUUAAUGUUAUGGUGUGGUUCCAUGGAGGCGGUUUUGUUGAAGGGCAUUCUGGUCAUAGUUUGUACGGCCCAGAAUAUAUUUUGGAACAUGAUAUUGUUCUUGUUACUGGAAAUUAUCGCUUGGGACCGUUAGGCUUUCUUUCAACAGAAGAUGAGUAUUGUUCAGGAAAUUUUGGUUUAAAAGAUCAAUUAAUGAUGCUUGAAUGGGUCCAAAUGAAUAUUGAAAAAUUUGGUGGCGAUGGAAACUCUGUAACUAUCUUCGGUGAAAAUGCAGGUGCCGCAUCUGUUAAUUAUCAUAUGUUUUCUCCAAUGUCUCGAGGGUUAUUUCAUCGCGCUAUAUCACAAUCAGGAAACGUAAUGGAUGUUUGGGCAGAACCACACAGACAGGGAUUAGCAAAAAUGAAGGCAAUUAGACUUGCAGAUAAGAUGAAUUGUCCUAUUUCUGGCAGUACAAUUAGAGAAAUGGUUGAAUGCUUAAGAAAUGUACCAGCUGAAGAAAUUAUUGCUUCUGUUGGAGACUUUUUGGAAUGGGAUUUUGAUCCACUCGUUCCAUUUGGACCAGUUGUUGAAUCUUCUGAACUUGAAGAAGAGCCAUUUAUUAUGGACUUGAAUUAUAAAAAAUUUUCAUUAGAUAUUCCAUGGCUUCUUGGAAUAAAUAGUGAAGAAGGAAUUUUUAAAACAGCAGGAAUUCUUAACAGCCUAAAACUAACAAACGAUUUAGCACAAAAUUGGGAAACUAUAAUUCCAACAUCAUUUUACUAUGAUCAUCUAUCAGAACAGGAAAUAACCGAAAUAAAUGUCGCAAUUUAUGGUUUCUACUAUAAACUUGGUUUUCUAGGAGAAUACAAGGAAAAUUUAACAUCGAUGUGGUCUGAUGGAUGGAUGGUAAAUGGAAUCAUCGAUAAUUUGCAACAAAGAUUAGAGGGCAAUAACCGUGACAAUACUUAUGUAUAUUUGUUUUCACAUAAAGGUUCGAUAAGCUUUUCAGAAAUAUUAGGUGCUAAUCGAGAGAAAUUUUUUGGAACGUGCCAUGGAGAUGAUUUGCUUUAUCUAUUCCCAAUACGACACAAUACUCCACAAUAUUACAACUCAAUCCCCACAAACGAGGAUACAAAAUUGCGAAAACUUAUGACAAAGCUUUGGGUUAAUUUUGCAACUACUGGAAAUCCAACACCUGAAUGGAGUAAAAAAUCCAAAUUGCCUUAUUGGACUCCUGCAUCAAAAUUUCCACUCGAUUACAUGCAAAUUGGAAAUGAAAAUGGAAAAUCUGACAAAUUACUUGAAAUGAAAAAGGACCUUUAUACAGAGCAUGCAGAGUUUUGGAUAAAACUCAGAGAAAAAUAUGGACUGAGAGCUUGGAAAAAUGAGAAAAAAGGCAGAGAUGAAUUGUAAAUAAAUAUUUUUAUAAACAAAUGAUAAAAAGGUUUAAUAAAAAGUUUUACUACAUUGAAU
Messenger RNA from Chironomus riparius, 1830 nucleotides. NCBI's taxonomy places the organism in Eukaryota, Metazoa, Arthropoda, Insecta, Diptera, Chironomidae. The record is from the annotation of a GenBank genome assembly.